This is a messenger RNA of Paramecium pentaurelia, 1550 nucleotides long. NCBI's taxonomy places the organism in Eukaryota, Ciliophora, Oligohymenophorea, Peniculida, Parameciidae. The record is from the annotation of a GenBank genome assembly.
UAUGAGUCAAAAAUUCUUAAUAACUCUAUUUAUAGCAUUAUUAUUGUUACAAAUUGUAGAUUGCAAGAAAUCAAGUGGAACAAAAAGUGGAACCAAAGGAUGUAUUUAUUUAAUUAUUUAAAUUUAUAGCAUCAUCAUCUACAAAGCCUUAUUCAUCAUCUUCUAGUAGUUCAUCAAAACACUAUUCUGGAGAAUCAAGUGUUAGUCCAUUAGUUGAAUUUUUAGCUGGGAUUUUAUUAUUCUUUUUAUCAUUUCCUAUAUUAUGGCUUAAUGAAUACAAGUAUUAUUCAUUUAAAAAUACAGAGCUGCUGAAAAUGAAGUAAAUUUAGAGAGAGCAGAGAAAGAAUGUGUAUCAACUAAUUGUCUUGAAAUCAAUUCUAAUUUAGAGAAAAGAUUAAUACACAUAAAUGGUUAGAUAAGAACUGAUAAUAUUCUUAAAGAUGAAUAAUUUGGAGUAGAGAUUUAAAAUUGUUUGGUAUUGAAGCGUAAAGUUGAAACUUAUCAAUGGAUUAAAAAAGAAGAAACUGAAGGAGUGGGUAAAGAUAAAAAAGUUAAAGUAUUUUUUGUUACAGAAUGGUCUGCAAUUUAAUAAGAAAGUUAUGAAAAUUUUUAGAAUGAUGAAUAGGAUUGGACAGUCAAAAAGAAAUCUAAAUAUGCUAAAGAGGCUUAUUUAGGAGCUUAUCUACUUACUAAAUUCUAAUUAAAAUAAGCUAAAAAUUUUGAAGUGAUCUAACCAUAAUAAGAAUGGAUCAGUAUUUGUGAACAAGCAUUUCCUAAAAAGACUCAAGAUCAUAUGUAAGGCUGUAAUCAAUUAUCAAAAUUAGUAAAAUACAAGAUGAAUAUGUAUAUUUAAACAAGGUUCAUGGUAAUUUCACAGUAGGAGAUCAAAGAAUACGUUUUUUUAAGGUAAAAUGUGGAGAUGCCACAGUUGUUUCUUAAUAAAAGGGUAACUCUUUUGAACCAUACUCAUUAAAUGUUAAAGAUAGUAAAUUACUUAAUGAUUAUGAUGACAAAGGAAGUGAUCAUUCUAUCUAUAUUGGAUAAGAUUUAUCAUAGAUUUUAAAAGAUAAAGAUGAUGACAAUGGAAUUUAAAAAUAACUCAAACAUUUAUUAGAACCAAUUAAAUAUAUUGAUUGGCUAUUAGAAAAAGUCUUAACAAUUCAUGAAGUAUUUGAUCAUAAGCUUAAGGAAUCACGUAAAUUGACAUUAGCAGUUAGAUUUUUAGGAUUUUUAUUGAUGGUAAAUCUAUCUUAAUAUAUAUUUAGUUCUUUGGAUUAAUGUUGUUCUUUUCGCCUGUUGUAUAUGUAAUUUCUUGGUUCCCUUUUCUUGGUCGUUUCAUGGCUGAAUUGUCUACAUUUUUCUUUGCUAUUGUUAGUGCCUUAAUAUCUAUACCUUUGACUUUAAUAACAAUUGCCUUAGCUUGGCUCAGAUUUCAUCCAAAAAGAGCUCUUCUAAUAUUUGGAAUUGGUUUCAUGAUCGGUUUUUCAGUUUGGGUAAUCAUUUCUAAAAAAGGCUCCCACUAAUAUUAAGAAGAAUAUGAUAAUUAUUGA